This is a messenger RNA of Grosmannia clavigera kw1407, 3543 nucleotides long. Its product is annotated as nuclear condensin complex subunit. The transcript has 4 exons. Gene Ontology annotation, biological process: chromosome organization. The coding region runs from base 1 to 3543 and encodes 1180 amino acids. Gene Ontology annotation, cellular component: chromosome. The record is from RefSeq and is a predicted model, not a curated record. NCBI's taxonomy places the organism in Eukaryota, Fungi, Ascomycota, Sordariomycetes, Ophiostomatales, Ophiostomataceae. Gene Ontology annotation, molecular function: protein binding; ATP binding; ATP hydrolysis activity.
AUGAGGGUGAUUGAAAUUAUAAUUGACGGCUUCAAGUCGUAUGCUGUUCGAACAGUAAUUUCAGGAUGGGACGAAAGCUUCAACUCGAUCACCGGCCUCAACGGCAGUGGCAAGUCCAACAUUCUGGACUCCAUUUGCUUUGUUUUAGGUAUCACGAACAUGAGCACCGUUCGCGCACAAAAUCUUCAGGACCUCAUCUAUAAGCGUGGCCAGGCGGGCGUGACAAAGGCAAGCGUCACCAUUGUCUUUGACAACCGGGAUAAGAAGAAGUCACCAAUCGGCUUCGAGGAGUAUGCCACCAUCAGUGUCACCCGGCAGAUCGUGCUGGGUGGCACAUCCAAGUAUCUCAUCAACGGGCAUCGCGCGCAGCAGCAGACGGUACAGAACCUGUUCCAGUCGGUGCAGUUGAAUAUCAACAAUCCCAACUUUCUGAUUAUGCAAGGUCGCAUCACCAAGGUCCUGAACAUGAAGCCGGCCGAGAUCCUGGCUAUGAUUGAGGAAGCUGCGGGCACGAGGAUGUUCGAAGACCGGAGGGACAAGGCCAUUAAGACGAUGGCUAAGAAGGAGAUGAAGCUCCAAGAAAUCACGGAACUCCUGCGCGAUGAGAUCGAACCCAAGCUGGAGAAGCUGCGCACAGAGAAGCGUGCUUUUCUCGACUUCCAGCAGACACAGACCGAUCUGGAACGACUGACACGCCUGGUUGUUGCACACGACUACAUCCGCAGCCAAGAAAAGCUCAAACGGUCAGUUGCCGACCUCGAGGCUCAGAAACAGCGACAGCGCGAGCUGGAAGAAUCCGCUGUACGGCUCAAGAGCGAAAUAUCACAUCUCGAAGAGGACGCCAAUCGGAUCCGGGCACAGCGAGAAAAGGAGAUGAAAAAGGGCGCAAAAGCACAGGCUCUGGAGGAGGCAGUCAAAAAACAUUCCAACGAGCUUGUCCGGCUCGCCACCGUAAUGGAUCUUAAGCGGUCAAGCAUGGCGGAGGAGAAGGACCGGCGGAAAGCGGGCGAGAAAAGCGUUACGGAGCUGGAGGCCUCGCUGAAGGACAAAACCAAGGCCUACGACAAGAUCAAGGCCAGGUUCGAUUCUGCCAAGGAGGAGCUGGAGAAGCAGAGCCAAGACGCCGAAUCCAAGGAGGAGCUUCUCCAGACCCUGCAGACCGGCGUGGCUUCGAAGGAUGGUCAGGAGAACGGCUACCAGGGCCAGCUUCAAGAUGCACGAAACCGUGCGUCUACAGCUGCUACAGAGCAAGAGCAGGCCAAGAUCAAGAUCGCCCAUCUGGAAAAGCGGGUCAAAGAGGAGGAGCCACGGGCAAAGAAGGCCAAGGAGCAGAACGCCGGCCUUCUCCACGACCUAGACGGACUGAAGACCCAGGCACAGAGACUAGAGAAGGAGCUCGGGAAGCUGGGCUUCAGUGCCGGCGCCGAAGAGGAAACGUACAAGGAGCAGAGCAGCCUGCAGCAGACCAUUCGUGACCUGCAGCAGCAGUCCGAUGCUCUGAAGCGGCGCGUGGCCAACAUCGACUUCAACUACUCGGAUCCGGUGCCGCAUUUCGACCGUUCAAAGGUGAAGGGCCUCGUGGCACAGCUGUUCAGCCUCGACGAAAAGCAUACGGAUGCCGGAACUGCGCUCGAGAUCUGUGCUGGCGGGCGGCUGUACAACGUGGUGGUGGACACUGAGGUCACGGGCACACAGCUGCUGCAAGGCGGCAAGUUGCGCAAGAGAGUGACGAUCAUUCCGCUGAACAAGAUCUCUGCGUUCAAGGCGCACGCCGGAGCGAUUGCAACGGCACAGAAGAUUGCUCCGGGCAAGGUGAACCUGGCGCUGUCCCUCGUUGGCUACGACGACCAAGUCUCGGCAGCGAUGGAGUACGUGUUUGGCAACACGCUGAUCUGCGCGGAUGCCGACACGGCAAAGCGGGUGACGUUCGACCCAAACGUACGGAUGCGGAGCAUCACGCUCGAGGGAGAUGCAUACGACCCGUCGGGCACGCUGUCGGGCGGCAGCUCGCCGAAUUCAAGCGGUGUGCUGGUAACUCUGCAAAAGCUCAACGAGAUCAACCGGAAGCUGAAGACGGCGGAGGCGACGCUGGCCAGCCUGCAGGCGAAGAUUGCCCGGGAAAAGUCCCGAUUCGACCAAGCGCACGGAAUCCAGCGCGAACUGGACCUCAAGGCGCACGAGAUCAAGCUAGCAGAGGAGCAGAUCAGCAGCAACUCGUCGUCGUCGAUCAUCCAUGAGGUGGAGAACAUGAAGGAGCAGAUCGUGCAGCUCAAGGCAGGCUCAGCAGAAGCCAAAAAGCGGCAGGCAGAGGCUAACGCAGACAUUAAGCGGGUGGAGAAGGACAUGAAGGACUUUGACAACAACAAGGACGGCAAGCUGGUGGAGCUGCAGGCAGCUCUAGACAAGCUGCGGGCGUCGGUGGCCAAGAACGGCGGCUCGCUCAAGGCGCUGCAGAAGGAGCUGCAGGGGGCACAGCUGGACUCGGAGCAGGUGGCAGGCGAUCUGGCAGCGGCACGGGAACAGCUGCAGGAGAUGGACGUGGCGAUGGAGGCACAGCAGGGCGAGAUCGGCGAGCUGGAGAAGCAGCAGGCAGGGGUGCAGGAUCUGCACGACUCGGCACAGGCGCAACUAGAAGACGAACGGGCGAAGCUGAGCAUCUACGACGACGAGCUGCGAGCGGUAGACCAAGCAACACGGAGCAAAAACGCACGGCUGGCAGAAGAGAGCCUGGAGAUGCAGAAGCUGGGCCACACGGUGGAGCGGUUCCACAAGGAGCAGCAGCACGCGAAGCACUCGACGGCGAAGCUGGAGGAGGAUCAUGAGUGGAUCGCGGACGAGAAGGACAAGUUUGGGCGGGCAGGAACGCCGUACGACUUCCACGGGCAGAACAUUGCGGAAUGCCAGGCGACGCUACGCAACCUAACGGAGCGGUUCCAGGGGAUGAAGAAGAAGAUCAACCCCAAGGUGAUGAACAUGAUUGACAGCGUGGAGAAGAAGGAGGUAUCACUGAAGCACAUGAUGAAGACAGUGAUCCGCGACAAGCGCAAGAUUGAGGAGACGAUUGUCAGCCUGGACGACUACAAGAAGAAGGCGCUGCACCAGACGUGGACCAAGGUGAACGCGGACUUUGGGCAGAUCUUCUCGGAGCUACUGCCGGGCGGCAGCUUUGCGAAACUGGAUCCGCCGGAGGGCAAGACGAUCAGUGACGGGCUGGAGGUCAAGGUGUGCCUGGGCAAGGUGUGGAAGCAGAGCCUGACGGAGCUGAGCGGUGGCCAGCGGUCGCUGAUUGCGCUGUCUCUGAUCAUGGCGCUGCUGCAGUUCAAGCCGGCGCCGAUGUACAUCUUGGACGAGGUGGAUGCGGCGCUGGAUCUGUCGCAUACGCAGAACAUUGGCCGGCUGAUCAAGACGCGCUUCAAGGGUUCGCAGUUUAUUGUCGUCAGUCUGAAGGACGGCAUGUUCCAGAAUGCGAACCGCAUUUUCCGGACGCGUUUCAGCGAUGGCACGAGCAUAGUACAGGCGCUGACUCCAGCGGAUCUGCGAUGA